AGAAAUAAUCCUUGUAAUAGCAGAACCGUGGCCACUGUUCCUACCUGCUUUAUUGAAUACAUUCAUGCUGUACUCUGAAGAGUCUUGUCAAAAAACUAUUUAGCUGGCCUAAUCUCCAAAUUUGUUUUAAUAGUGGAAGAAAAACGGUGGCUAUAAAAGUGUUUGACAGAAUUAUAACCUGUCUGUGGAGUUCCCCUCCACUCUACGGAUUGAUUUAAGGCCUUUUAGACCUUUUAUGUGGAUAUGCAGCCCUCAUCUUUAUUGUUCUGAUCCACUCUUGCUACUCAGCCUAAUUUCCUGCACUCUUCAGUUACCUUUCAGGCAACAAAUGUCUAACAAAACAAUUGAUGAGUGGAACAUCCCCAUCUCCAGCAAUUAUUUCGACUCUACGAGCAUGUUUCUACCAAAGUACGAGCUAAUUUACAAGACAGCACGCGGUGUGAUGAGUUGGUCAUGUUCUUAUAGUUGUUGCCGCGUCUCAUCGGUAUUCAGCAGCGGGAGCGCCGUGACGCACUGAAGCGCAGGAGGCAACAUUAAUCAAUGGGGCGAGCAAUCAGCACCCAGCCUAAUUCAAUCACCCCUCCAACAGAAUGCUGCCAUUAGGACAACAGAGGCGUGCAAGUGUGUGUUUGUGUGCUUGUGUGCUGUUGUGUCCGUUUGAUUUGUUCGCAUGCUGGUCCCUACGCCAGCCACUCAGCUGCCGCCACACCGACAACCCGAAACAAACCCCUUUAUAGAGGGAAGACGGAGCGGAUCGAGACCAUUAUGGAGAUGAGUGCUGUCUAAAAUUGGAGAUGCCACUUUCUUGCAGUCCACAAUCGAGACAGAAGAUCAGAUGUGAGGCCAGAGAGAUAACAGUGUAGUUGUUGUUGUCAUUUUCUGCAGAGGAAGCUGAGAUUGAGACAAAGAAGUGCUGUGAAGCAAAAAAGUUUUCUCUCUUUCUUUCAUAGCAGGCAGCAAAGAUGGGAGUCGUGUUAAGUAUAUGGCGUCUGGACUUUAAAGCUUUUGUCCCUCUCUCUGUCUCCUUUGGUAAUAUGUAACUUAAUAUGUUAUUCCCUGUAAUCUCCCACGACUCUGGCUAUUGUUUUACUACAUCCUACAUCAUCUUCCUUCCUUCCUUCCUUCCUUCCUUCCUUAACCUAUUAUCACCAUUAUCACUCUACUAUAUGGUUUUCCUAUAGAAAUGAUCCAGUCAGCAUUGGGCCUUAAAAAUGCAAGGCUCAACAUUUUUAAUGACUGUGUGAAAAUUAAAUUGAUCAGUUUAUUAUUAUUUUACCAGGAACGUAUCAGAAAGUUUACAGACUAACUCGCUGUUUUAAUAUCUGCUUUAAAAAUGAUACAACUUUAGUGUUGUAUCAGCUUGUCAUGCACCAUUUGGCACAGCUGUAUUGAAGACACAACUCUAUGGCUGUGUCAGUCUUUCCAUCCAUUUCAAUUAUAUAUAAGCGGUUUUGUUCAGAUAGACGGAGAUGCUGCAAUGGCUUGGAAAGAUGAGACUUUCUGGAAAUACCACAGCAACUUUUUUGAAUCCUGCUUCAGCUGUUUCUAAUCCUGUACCAGCGCUGAUGUGAAGAUUUAUUUUCUGAGUUGUAACAUCUAUCAUUGAAGAGAAGACUGGAAAUCUGUACGAAUCAGAGAAAUUAAAUUAAGUUUAUAAGCUAAUAAUCCUAAAAUAUUAGUGAGAGAACUCUGUGAGGAAGCAUUUGGCAAUAUUGGGGAAGAAGAAAUUCCUUUUACGAUGAAGAGAUCUUUGCAUGGCUGCCAGUGUUGUGAAACAACCACAAAUAUUCAAAGUGCCAUUAUCAGUAAAGAAGACAGAGGAAUAACUAAAAAUGAUGGGCAAGCAGAGGGAGAGCUAGAAGCUUUUUCUAUAAUAGCUAAGUGUAGCGGUAGCUGACCUGAAAUUCCCGAAAUAAACAAAUGUUAUGUGUGUACUUGGCAGCGGUGCAAACCAAAAACAGGUACUUAACAUCAGUUCAUUGCUGCAAAAAUGCCUCCAGUGUUUUUGUGUUAACCUAUGCCAACCUGUUUCAAGUCCGACCUGUUUUCCCGCUCUCCACAGUCAUCUCUGUCUCCGCUUUCCAAAAUCCAAGAUCGAUGACCCAAUUCCAGCAUGCCUGUUGCGAGUUUGAGUGAAGAAAGCCUCAGACAAGCUGAGCUCUUAUCUGGCCUGUAGAUUAAAGAGGUGAUGAAUCCGAGGCUUGAGCGGACUUACAGUAUCUCUCCAUUCUCAAUCAAAGUGGGCAAACUCGUGAAAGACCUGUAUUGAUCUGUUGCCCAUUUAUGACUGGAUCUGUGGGUGAUGAGAGUCAGGGCUCCAUCGAUACCUUGCUCCUUCAAACCUGCCCAAUCCAGCUCCAGUGAUAGCAGCUCAAUCCAUAUCUCUGCAGGCGCCCUGCACCUCGCUCCCAUUGCUCACAGUUUGUCUUACUCACCUUACACUUUAGACUUUGCCUCACAUGUGUGACUCUUUUUAUGAUCAACCUUUGAAAUUCAGAAAUGUAAAGCCAGUAAAACAUGUCAGAAGAUUACAUAUUGAUUGUUGGGAAGGCUCUUUUUUGUAAAAGUUGAAGAAAGGUGAGGAUAAGGUUGGAGUUGAUUGUAAAUCCAGCCAUAUAUUGGACCACACACCCAUGUACAAAGAAUAAUACCCUCCAUGUGUAAUGUGAAAAAAAUGUUCUUUUUAAAUAGUGUCUUUAUGAUGCUAAGACUUAACUUUUGAAUAAGGUUAAACCUCUUUAAUUCAUUGUGACAGCUGACAAUGGAAAAAUAUGUAAGCAAUGUCAUUAAUAGUAAACUGAGUCAUUAUCAUAGCUGUAGUUCUUGCUCCGUAAGUUGAACCCAUUUCAUUUUUAGGUCUCACACUUUGUAGUGUUUCAAAUAGAGCCGCAAAAGAUACACCAUAAAUUAAAGAUGUGUUGAAUAUAUAAAUGGCUCAUUAAAUAUGCAUGUAGGCUAUAAAUGAAAUAUUCAUUAAGCUGUUAUAAUGCAGCAGUGCAAAUAUAUUUGAUCAGUACAUUUAAUAGUAUAAUUGCUGAGAUUUGUAAACAUGACAAAGAUAAUGUAAAAGAAUCCAUCCAUAUUUCAGGCCAGACUGGAGCAGUCUAAGCAAAGAGCAGGAAGCAUCCUAGUCACAUGCCUAAACCACAUCAAUUGUUUGUUUGUUUUUAAUGUGUGGAAGUAGUUAAAGAGCAACAAGGUCUUAAGUUGUUAAAUCAAGCUGGGAAUCCACAGUAGGAAUCCACCGGCUAGUCGGCUGACUUAGCCUUUGGGGGCAAUGGCAAAUUUUUCUGAGCUUCCAGUGUCGUCAGCAGGUACGCAGAACAGGAAUUCCUGGCAGCGUUUUAAAAAAUAGGAUCCACCCUGGAAGUUGUCAGGACAUGCCCAAAGAGAUGAUCAUCCAAAAACACAAUAAAAAAAAAAAAGGGGAUUUAAAAAAAUAAAAAUAAACAUCAUUUAGUUUCAUGGUCCACUGGUCUGAUGGGCCUGAUGACAACAUGUUGAUAUUAAACAACCAUCAGCUGCUUGCUCAACAUCAAAUCUUGGUUAAAGGGGAAAAAAACCUAUUAAAAUCUGACAGUUGUGCCAACGUUGAAUACCUAACCUUGCUCUGAAAUCCAUUUAUCAUCUUAUUGGGCAGAAUUAUUAGGGUAGUGUUCUUCACAAUGAGUUCAUGUUUUAGAGAUGGGCAACAUUAUAUUACUGCUUUUUGUGGAGUAGUCAUCCAUUUAGUAACCUAAGUAUUUGUUAAUCAGAUGUUCGGCAACUAAAAAAGAGCAAAGGUGUGCAUUUCUUUUUUUUAAUUACAAUAAUCUCGUCAGUAUUUAUUGAAUUAUAAAAGAUGUUGUGACUGGACUUGGGUUGCAUGAGGAAACCAUGUCAACAUCUGCCUGCUUAACGUCCAGUUUCGGCCAUAAUGUGCUGAACAGUUUGAUUUAGAGAUAAGGUUUAUGAUCCCGGCUUCUUUACUUGCUGGUUUGUGGUACACUUGAAGAAAUACUGCUCUUUGGCUCGACACACGCGCUGCUUACCUGCAUUCAACAAGAACCUGCUCAGACACGACCGGCUAUUAACUGCUGACGCAAUACAAAAGGAAACUAACUGUUGUUCCCCUCGCCUUAAGAUUCUGUAUUCUCACAUCUUUAUUGGUGUUACAAAGAAAAGAAAAUGCCACAGGUGCUUCUACUGCUGUAGCACAUCCACCCACAGCAGUACUAGCUUUAGGCUGUGAUGGUUUUGAUGCACGCCGUUAGCGGUGAGGCUAAUCUAGUAGAAGCUGGUGUUAGCAAAAGACUGAAGGCGCUUGAAUGGUGAUCGGAGCGGUAGCUGCUAAAAGCCACGCUUUCACCUUAUGUAGUGGGGUCACAGCCUAGCAACAGUGGGUCUGAGGCUUAGCAACAGCAGCCACAGAUUCAGUCCAGCAAUGCGGUAAUUGGACUUUCUGACAAAGUGCCGGUGGACCGACACGCUAACAAAUACAGACACACUUCAUCAAAAGGACACAUGUGCACACUUGUAGUGCACAACCCUGCUUGUGUGUGAUGACGAGGAGUGAAAGACAGAGAAUGUGUAUCAUUAGAGGAGAGGGAUUGAAAGUGUUUCUGUGUGUGAGGGAGAAAAAGUGCGCCUUUCAUUUGAGUCUUUCCCUGUGGCUCUAUUUAUAUUAAUGAUGAACCUUGGUGCUUGUGUCGCUGCUGCUUCGCCCGUCUGCGCGCUGCCCUGUCCUUGGGGACUAUGAAUUAUGUCUGUCACCCAACAGUAUUUGCAGUAUUUUGACAGUUUAACACUCUGCAAGAGCUCAAGGUCACAUCUGGGUUAUUAUCAUUUUGUUAUAAAAAAAUAUUUAUAAGCUAGUGAAUAUCAGUUAAUUACCAAGUGAUCAUUUUCUGAUUACCUGAUCAAUCCAUUGGUUACUUUACCAAUUAAAAAAAAAUAAACCACAACAACUUUUUAAAUUAAAAACUGUUUCUUUGCAAAUAAAUAGUAGUUGUUUACAUGUUCGCCUAACAACAAGGAGAAGCUCCCCAGGACGAGGCGACACCGAUUCCCUUUGGGGUUACGUCAGGGAGGGCAUCUGCAAAUUCAAACAUGUGGAGCAACUCGUUGUUGAAUAUUUGGAAAUAUUCACACUGCUGUCUGGUUUUUUUAAGCUUGGAAAGCCCUGUAGUGUUUGUUUUGUUUUGAGCUACUGAUGAAAAGUAGUUGUGUGUUUUUAUCUUUUUCAUUCUCUUCCAGAUUGGUGAUGCUGUGGUUUGCAAUGGGUAUCUAGAUAAAGACAGAAUGACAACCUCCUUGUGAAUAGGGAAAAUCAGUCAUUGCCCAUCUAGUGGCUGCAAGUAGCUGCAGCAACCAACUGGUCACCCAGAAGACGGGCAUGCAACGGUAUCAACCUCUGGGUCACUGCAACCUGUCUCCAAACAGUUGCAGUCUAACUCAGACUGACUGCAGUUACUCUCACAAACAUUGCAGACAGACUGCCAACCUGCUGUAAUCAAUCUGAGUCUGUGCUGAGGCAUCUCUUUGGAUUAAGGGAAUUCAUGUUCAUAUAUAAAAACGAGGUUGCUGUGCUCCUGUAUGCAGUUAAGUUUCCACCAAGCAGCAAAUGUUUGUUCUUUUAGAUCAGCGAGGUCGCAGACUGACUCUGUCUUAUUGCUGUUUUGCCAUGAGGCACCAAAGUCAGUUUAAAUAUGGUAAUGGACCAUGAAUCAAUGCAAACCUGGUCUCCAUCUUCAACGCAACCAUUUUGCAGUCCCUGAGACAGCAAGUUCAUUUCUGGUUGUUCUGUGGACGGUAGCAUUUAAAAAACCAACAAACAAAAAAACUCAUGCAUGCAUCACCAGAAGCGUAGGUCUCCGUAAUAUGUGAUCAACAUAAGUGUGAUGAACAGAUUUCAUGCAAACUGAUUACUUUGACCUAUCAAUCCAGCAUUAAAUAAUUACUGUAUUCCUAAAUUUUUGCAUAUUCGUGCAUGAUUAAGCCUAUUAGAGCCACUUCAACUUUAACAGCUUCCCAGUGAUAAUCAGUGAAGCUCUCAUCAGAUCCCUAUAAAUUCAUAUGUUAACAAGAGCACGUGUUUUGUCCUCGUGUCACCAACUGUCACUGGCAUAACUCUGCUAGAGAUAAAUAAAUUACAGCUAGAGGCAUACAGCACCAGUUUGUAAUGCAAAAUACAUAACUGGAAUUAUUAUAUCAAGAUGAUGUGCUUAGAGAGCUGAACAGAGCGGAGGUAUGUGGACUGAUUAGAGAUGUAAUAAUAGAGAGAGGCAGAGAGCAGGGAAAAAAAGAAAGAUGUACACACAGCUAACAAGCGAGGCGGAGAGUUACCAAACAUCAUUAUGAAAUGUGUACUGUACUAAGACUUACUGGAUUUAAUCAACUCUCUAAUCUCAUAAAAGAAUGGGAGUCCCUGGGGUACUUAAAAAAAUAAUCUCAUCAAACAUUCCCGUCUAUAACGGAGCACUGAAAGUCUGGAUUUCUUGAAAUCGGUAAAUAUAUCUGUGACGAGGGAAGCAUAUGUCCAUCCCGUCUCAUACGGAAAUAAAGAAAUACAUGUCAGUGUUGUAAUGGAAAACAAGGCUGGGCAAGAAGAUGUGUGCAAAGCAUUGGUCCAUUUUACAGAUGUUACACUGAACAUAAAGCUCAGGAAUUGGACCAGUUUCUCUUCUGGGUAUUGUUUCCGAGUGUAAGACUUGGCUUUCAAAGAAUUAAAAGCUGUUGUAGAAUUCCAUAACAUAAGGAAUUUUGAAUUUUUUGGAUGCUUUAGCUGUAGUUCAUUUGUCAAUACCCGUGUUGUGCCAGUGACUUGGGGAUGAGUUGAAGCUGUUAUCACGGCGACUUUCAUACGUAUUUCAGAAUGUCGGUGGGCCAGUUUGAGCUCUUGUUGGAGGAACUGGGACCACAUCUGAGGCACAGAAAUUAUUUAUGUGAGCCAAGUGACCCAGAGCAGUUGCUUAGCUGUGUAUCUGAGGUACGAUAGGAUUAUUUUACUAUUUCCACAUCGUCGUAUGUUCAGUAUGCAGGCACGUUAUGAGCUGUGAGCGGGCUUGCUGCAGAAUGCAGUGAUCCAAUUGGGCAGAUGUGUUUAUUCAUAUGUGUUUAUUCUAAAAAUCGACAUGGAUCUGAAAAAAUGCAUACUGGAAAUGCGUCCUUUAUGGUUGCUGCGAACAGCUGCAACCAGAGUAGGUGACCCCAAAAGAUAUUUUUAAUGCACAAAAUAUUUGCACGAAUCUUGAACAUCUGGUGUGUAAAGACCUUUUCUGAGCAUCUAAUCACUGAUCUUUUGCUUUAGUAGAAAGCCUGUUCAUCCUACUGAGCUACAGCCACCUGGCUGCUGAUUGGCAGUAACUGCUUCUAGAUGUGCUUCUAUCCUGGGUCACAAACUUUUGAAUUAUUUCACCUCCAUGCCUCAAACUUUCACAAUCAUGCUUUGCUGCUCUUUAAAAGAGGAUCAUUGUCUGUUGGAGUCCAGUAUCGAAGCAGGCAGCUCAUCAAGGCACAGAGAACCAAAGGACGCCGUGCCCGUAUUGACAGUAUUUGACGACCUGGGAUGAGAAUUUGUUGCAGAGAAUGGAGAGAUGUCCAGAAGAAAUAAUACGAUGCAAACGGAAGCCUUUUAGGACUCUUUACAGAGGUAGAUAAAUGUUUCCUGAUAAGCACUUUUGGCAGCAUGAACAGCUUACAGAACAGCUCUUUUUACCACCUGGAUUGGAAGUUUGCAAAAAGCAAUUAAAGUGUUCUUCUUACCUCUGGAUGUCAGCUCCACUGAUGCUGCUCUGUACAAAUCAUCACCUCACAAACACAAGACCAAGCAUCUCCUAUCCCUCUGCAUUCUGCUCAUGCUUCACGGCAAAUGUACACGAAGAGAAAACUAGGGAGGGGGUGGAAGAAAGCGGCACAAUGAGAAGAGGAGAGAAAAAACAGAGAAGGGCGGAGUGGUGGAGAGGAAGGGAGGGAAGGAGAUGCUGCGGGUGAGUGAGUGGAAGCGCCCAUUAAUUUGAAUUUAAAGGAUGUGAGGAGAGGACGGCACGAGACGCAGCCAGCCUUGGAGGGAGGAGAGAGGGGCGCUGGGAGAGGAAAGAGAUGGAUGAGAGGGGGAAAAAAAGAGUCUGAAAAUGAGAUGAGAGAGUUGGGCAGUUAAGAGGCAUCACUGCCGGUCAACUGUGCAUCUAUUGAUCCGCAGCGGACGGGUGGUUUUUCUGCCAGAGCCACCGGAGAUAAAACGGAUGAAAGGGGGGAAAAGAAAAGACGACUGCUGUGUUGUGCUUUUCUUUUUCAUUUUCAUUUUUUUUGUUUGCUGCCAACCUGCGAAGUGAGAAGUGUGUGAGAGCGCUCCAGCUGAGCACAUCACACGCGAGACGAACACAUUCAGUUCGCAGAGUCGGAGCUGCCUCGAACAUCCACUGCUACUUUCAGCGGCCGCCAGGAGUUGAGUCGAGAUUUACGGGCUGCUUCACGUGGAGCUGAGGCAGCAUCCAACGCAGGUGAAGCUUGAGAUUUAGUGUUUACUGCUGCUGCUGCACAUCUGUGCCGUCAGCUGUUUUAUAGAAAAAUACUGUGAAAGCGGAGGAUACUUGAGCGCUGGAGAGUUUGUAAGCAUGUCUUGACAUCUGGAGAAGGAAGAAGACUGAGCCGGCAGCUCUCGUCCUGGCAUCCUGAGGUGCGAAUGGGAUGCUGAAACCAAGAUCUUCAGGAGUCAAGAUGUGGAUUAGGAGAUGAAUUCCGAGGAGGGGUCGAGGAGGGAUGAGGUUUUUCGGGGUGAGAAGGCAAGAAAGGGCUGCCACUGCCCCGUGGCGACUCCGCCUGCCUCCACCGCCACCUCCCCGUGAACAUGCAGGUCCUACAGAUCGUCAAGGAGCUGGUGUCGCCGUCCAGACGCAGGGCAGCGGCCAGAUUCGGAGCGUCUGAUACCGAGCAGGAUGCAGCGGUGAAACUUGACCAGGAGCGGGCUGAGAUAGUCGCCAAAUAUGACAAGGGAAAAGACGCCCCCGUGGACCCCUGGGAGGACAGUAACUUCCGUCUGUACAAAGUUGUCGACCGCUUUGGCUUCGUCCAUGAGACUGAACUUCCAUCCUACGACUCGGUGGAGGAAAAGCAAAAACACACGGAGGUGGAGAGGACCACCAAAUGGCUGAAGAUGCUGAAGAACUGGGAUAAAUACAAGAACAGUGAGAAGCUGCUCAGGAGGAUCUACAAGGGAAUCCCCCUGCAGCUCCGAGGGGAGGUGUGGUGUCUGCUGCUCGAUAUACCCAAAAUAAAGGAGGAGAAGAAGGACUUCUAUGAGAAACUGAAGGCCAGAGCCAGAGGAAUAUCCCCCGACAUCCGGCAGAUCGACCUGGAUGUGAACCGAACCUACAGGGACCACAUCAUGUUCAUGCAUCGCUAUGAUGUCAAGCAGCAGGCGCUCUUCCACGUCCUCACAGCCUACUCCAUGUACAACACGGAGGUGGGCUACUGCCAGGGCAUGAGUCAGAUCACAGCUCUGCUGCUGAUCUACAUGAAUGAAGAGGACGCCUUCUGGGCUCUCGUCAAACUGCUGUCUGGGCAGAAGCACGCCAUGCACGGGUUUUUUGUCCCUGGUUUCCCGAAGCUGAUGCGUUUCCAGGAGCACCACGACCGCAUCCUCAAGAAGAUGAUGCCCAAACUGAAACAGCACCUGGACAACCAAGAGGUGUUCACCAGUCUCUACACCAUGAAGUGGUUCUUCCAGUGCUUUCUGGACAGAACUCCCUUCACACUGACCCUCAGGAUCUGGGACAUCUAUAUCUUGGAGGGUGAAAGAGUGCUGCCUGCCAUGUCCUACACGCUCCUCAAACUGCACAAGAAGCACCUGAUGAAGCUGUCCAUGGAGGAGCUGGUGGAGUUUCUGCAGGUGACUUUGUCCAAAGAUUUCUUCUGCGAGGACGACUUUGUGAUCGAGCAGCUGCAGGCGUCCAUGACAGAGCUCAGGAGGGCGAAGCUGGAGCUGCCCGCACCAGGUAAAGAGGACGAGUUUCCCAAGAAGCCUCUAGGGCAGCUUCCUCCUGAGAUAGCCGCAGCAAACCACGUGGCCAACGGUCAAAGCCACGCGGAGCCAGCCGAGCCCCCCAGGGAGCCAAGUCCUCUACCGGACCCCCAGCGGGACGGACGGCCCCCGAGCCGAGCCCACCGGGAAUCGCUGGAGAAACGGAUCCGUCACCACAAGGGGGACAAAAGGGAAACCCACUCCAGGGGGUCAGGUGAAAUCUCAAAUGAGACACAAAAGCAAUCCACCUACACCACACCAGAGAGGGGGGCGACACCGCUGUCAGCCCCCACCCCAACACCACAGAUGACCGCUGUGGAUGGAGGAAAGGCUCACGCCAUCGCCAACCACAACUCCAACGCAGCCUCUAGCUCCCGCAGAGACAUGCCUGGGCCCCGGUGGGUCAAACCCUCCGAGACAAAGCUAGAAGCUUUGCGGGAAAUUCAGAUGAGCCGAGGGCCAUCGCCGGCUCCUUCCAGCCCAGAUGACACCGCUCAGCCUCACCGCCGGCCACGCUCCAAGGGCUACGCCCCCGGCACCGACCGAGGCUCCAAUGCCUCCCAGUAUGAUAAUGUACCAGGGCUGCCGGAGCAGGACUUCGAGAUCCUGGAGCUUGAGAAGCCUCCGUCCAGAUUGAGGCCCUUUCGUAAUGAGAUACCCUACAAUGUGUCAGCCCUGCAUCAGGGCAGCCCGAGCCACGGGUCCAGCCUGUCUGGGAGUGUCGUCUCCGUGGCACCCGGGCCCAGAAUGGCCAGACAGCCUCUUCCUCCUCGUUUUCCUCACAACAGUCCUGUAAAUGUUCCGACUGGCUACCCUGACCCAAAGAACCAGUUCCAUACCCCGCCUCAUCAGCACUCCCCAGGCAGGACUACUACUGAGGUCCCCAUUCCACAUCCCACCCAAAGCGUGGACAACAGACUCUAUGCUCUGCCCUCCCGAUAUCCUGCACCGCCCAGUGCAUUGUAUGGAGAACGAGCGUAUGCCACCACCCAGCGACAGCCCAACAGCUUCUCCCCAGAUAAGACCCUCAUGAAUAACACCUUCGCCACCUACCGCAGGCAGCCAACGCACAGCUCCGCCCGCAAUCCUCGGAACCCCAGGCCUCCCCCGGAGCUGGACAACCAAGGGAGCUCCACCCCCAUCUAUCUGCAACAGCUCACCUCCACAGCACAGGUCUACAGGUUCGAAGGACACCAGCGGGGUGAGCCAAACCCACACUACCUGCCAGCUCAGCAGGGUGUAGAUGGGCUCCAGUGGGAGCCAACGGAGGAGUUGCCCCCUACAUCCCCAGGUGGGAUGCCUCGCUCGCCCAGCUUCCAGAAGGCGCAGAUGUCGCCCCUCGCAGAGUUCACCUUCCCCGACAACCCGGAUGCCCUGCGUCAGUACCGACCGCAACUCCUAGAGCAGCAGCAGCACCAGCAGCCUGUGUUACGGCAACAGCUUCCUCAGCUGUUUGGAGGACCACACUACAGGCACGCACAGGAGGCGUUUGCCAUGCAGGAGUCCAUGCUGCUGUGACAGGACGAUAUGACAAGACACUGUAAAAACUAAAAGAAAAGAAAACUGAGGCGUAGUCACCAACACUGUGGUAAAGACGACCAGUAGUCCUAGCUUUGUUAGGAACCGGCUUCUACUUUGGUUCUGUUGUCGUUCAUGUGUGAAGUACUGACCUCCCGACUGUCACGCUGCAUCGUAACGUUGCAGGACCUACCAGCCGCUGUUUUUACUGAUCACUUUUAAAAAAAAAAGAUUAAAAAGACUGACUGAAGAUUUAAUUUUAUUUUUGGAUGUAAAUCAUUAACAAGAGGUGACAAAAUAUAAAUAUAUCUUUUAGAGUCUGAUAUGUACAGAAGAUUUUUUUUUUUUUUUUUUGGGUUAUCGGUAACAGGGGAAUUUUCUCCUGAGAGCCGAUUUAUUUUCCAUCUUUAUUUUUUUAUAUCUUACUCUCCAGAUAUGUACCGUAGAGAUCAAUUAACUCGAUAUGCUUGUGAAUGUUCUUUUUAAAGAAAUAUGACCAAUGGUAGAAUUAGCAAACAGUGCUACACGGGUUACCGUGUGUCUUGAUUUCCAUUUCAAUUUUUUUAAGCAGGUUUUGUUAAAACAUGUUUAGGACCAUGCUUUCUUUAGUUUUUGUCCAUUACUAAUAGUUUGUUUUUGCAUUACUUCAGGCCAGUCUUGUUUUUAAUUAAUUUCAACUGGGCGGCUCAACAUAUAGACAGCUGAUUUUUGAGGGCUAAUAUAUACUUUAAAAAAAAAAAAUUAUGGCUUUAAGUUAUCUUGAUUGUUAUGUAACCAUUGAUAACACAUUUUUUUAAUUGCUGUGACAUAGUUAUCACAUCUCGAGCACAUGGAGUCCGAGGUGCUUUUAAACUACUUUCAGUACAAGGUUGCUUAACUUCAUUAUGUCUUACUUCUCUCAACAAUGUCACAUCCACUGGCAUACAGUCAUCCGGCGCGCGCACAUGUACGUAACAAAUGUGAGUCACAUUUUCACCCACCUACUUUUAAUACUCUGAUGUAGAUGCAAGUACUUUCAAACAGUACUAAAAUGUUCUUUACAUCCCCUCAGUCAUCUUUGGGUUUUGUUUUAGUUGUGAAACAACUAAUUGCAGUCCAUUCUGAUACUUUGCUUAAUAAAAAGAGGUCGGAUGAAAAUGAA
Haplochromis burtoni (Burton's mouthbrooder) is the source of this 12659-nucleotide messenger RNA. It is a transcript of the gene usp6nl, whose product is annotated as USP6 N-terminal like. The transcript has 14 exons. The coding region runs from base 8828 to 11518 and encodes 896 amino acids. Lineage: Eukaryota; Metazoa; Chordata; Actinopteri; Cichliformes; Cichlidae. The record is from RefSeq and is a predicted model, not a curated record.